Molecule: messenger RNA, 2256 nt
Organism: Penicillium odoratum
Lineage: Eukaryota; Fungi; Ascomycota; Eurotiomycetes; Eurotiales; Aspergillaceae
Exons: 2
Coding region: 1-2256 (751 amino acids)
Biological process (GO): chromatin remodeling
Cellular component (GO): Swr1 complex
Molecular function (GO): ATP-dependent H2AZ histone chaperone activity
Source: RefSeq, a predicted model, not a curated record
AUGGCUGAAAAGCGCAAGCUACCCGCUCGCGCCGGACGCGAGCCUGCCAACAAAAAGCGUGUCUCCGAAGCGGCCGCAGCCCAGUCUCAUAAGAAGAAAGCCGCAACACCUCGAGCUCCAUCUCUGCCUGUUGAGCCUGUCGAGCCACCCCUACCGUCAAAGAUCAAAGAGGGCGAGCCCCUACCGAUACGGCGCGUACGACAACUAACGAACUUGUCGGACAAAGAGUACCAGUCAAUCGCGGAAAGCGCAGUACUCCUUAUAGCGCUUGAACGAUCCAAGAAGAAAUGGCUCAGCGAUGGCAUUUUGGUCCGCUACUACACGAAGCCGAAGAAGACCAAACGCGAACAAAUUGAGAAACUCAACCCCCCGAAAGAGACCAUGUCGAAGGUCGGACUGUGUGAUGUGACAAUUGGCCCACAUCUCUUCGACGCAAUGAUAUACACAGUUAAGGAUCCAGCGGCACCGCAACCGAUUCAGUACACCCCUCCGCAAGGACAAGGACGCAUGGUCCACUAUGGCCCCCCCGGCAACUUCCAACAGUAUCAACCACAUCCCUCCAACCAACAGCGAAGGCCUUAUCCUCCUGGCCCCCCCGGUCGGCCACAGGGAAAUUACUCACCUGCGCCACGCGGGCCACAUCAGCCAGGCCAUGCCCCAUCCCCGCAGGCUGGACAGCGUCCACCGGCACAAAAUCAACCAGGGCAGCCUGCUAAGCCUAGCCCUGACCCUGUGAUCCAGAUGCUUGCCACCCGAGCUGCUGCCGAUCCCGAACUCAAAGCGCUCAUGCGAGUUGUUGCGUCUAGCCAGGCAUCCCAAGAGCAGUUACGUGCCUUCCAGGCCCAUAUCGACGAACUGAACGCAAUAAUCAAAGCAAGAGAGCCGCAGGAAAAGCGCCAGAACGGUUCAGCUGGAUCAACGCCACAACCGGCAACUCCAGCACCCCAAAAUAAAGCGGGCUCGCCAAAUGUUUCUCAGCCCACACCAGAUCUGGGCGCAAAGAUCUCCCCAGAACAAAGCUCCAAGACACAGUCAGCGGCUCCAGCCCAAACCCCUUCGAAGGACACUUUGCAAAAAGCACCAACAGCAGCGCCGACCAAGUCUCAAGCGGAUGGAACAUUACAAUCUGCAAGUCAACCUCCGACCUCCGACCCAGCUAUCAAGCAAGAGCCAGCUGGGAAGGGAUCUACUCAACUUCAGUCUACGCCACAGUCAGCGAUUACUCCGGCCGCAGUACCUGGCCCGUCCACUCCAGCUCCCAUGGGGCCCCAGCAGAAUCCUGCAGUCCGCCCCGCACCUCCGACUACUGCUCAGACUACACCUCGUCCAGGCCCAACCUAUCCUCCUUAUCAACAGCCGGCUUACGGUUCUCAAUUGCCACUGCAGUCACGUCCACCGCAAUACGGCUCACCAGUGCCCUAUUACCGCCCACCUGGACCCCCGGCGACUCCCGUGCGUCCAUCAUACAAAGCUGUCGUUUUUGAAUUCACUUCCCCUUUGACUCCUUAUGGAAGCAGUGCUUCUGGCCAUGCUGGAUCUGGUGAUCGUUAUCUGUUCCCAGAGUAUUCGAUUCUAGAAUGGCUUCCCAGUGAAGAUACCAUCCUCGCAUCGUUUCUAAUCACUCGAAUGGUGGAUCCCAACACCCCUUUCCCCAUUGAGCCUGCCCCAGAUCCUACUACCAGUCGUGCGAAAGGCAAAGGAACAUCAAAAUCCAAGAAGGGAGACAAGAAGGGCAAGGCCGACAAAGGAAAGGAAGGCCCUGAAACACCGGUCCCUAACCAAGCCGGUCCUUCUGCGGAUGGUGUGCCAAAGAUUGAGCCUUCUGAAACUCCCGAGACUCCCGCUGCGCCGAGUGAACCUAUCAAAGAAGUGAAACUUAAGGAGUACUGGCAACCGGUCACCUUCCGCAUCCAUGCCACCGACAACCGGAUCCUUGACCCUUUGACUCGCGUCGUCAAGCCGGCAGAUGAAGUACGCAAGUACAUGAACGAAGUUAUGGAUCGGGCCGAGCGUGCUCCGGACGGACACCUGGCUUUUCGCCUCCCGUACGAGGAUGCGCGUGAGGCUUUUGAAGUAGAGAGCACACCAGCCUCGAUCAAUGCUGCCUCGACUGCACGCAGUCGCCCAUCUCGAGGUAGUACUGUCAAGGUGGAGGAGGAAUCAGAGAUUGAUAACGACUAUGACUUGGAGGAAGAGGAAGAGGAACUCCUAGCCUUUUACGGUGCACCGCUUGGUCUGCCACCAUUACGAGCUUGA